AUGUCGUGGUCAUCCUUCAUGCAGAAGGCUCAGUCGUUGAUUGAUCCAGCCAAUUUCAACAUUCCUUCUCUUUCCUCCGACAAUCACAAUCCUUCCAAGGCCUCACUCUUCCGCCAACAGUUCCGCCUCCCCGACACCCAGAAUCCCCUGCAGGAGAUCACUGCCGACCUUGUCCUCCCUCUUCCAACCUCCUCGAGCCCUGGCGAAGGCUCCCGCAAGGUUGACCGGCCAGGUAAUCGGUAUACAGGGCGUCUGCACCUCAGCGAGCGAUUCAUCUGCUUCUCAACACAGCCAACGAGCUUCCUCCCCUCCUCCACCCUCAGUGCUUCGACAAAUUUCACUGGGCAAACACACGGCACUGGACCUUCUGGUAAUGGCUUCACGCUGCCCCUGUCUUGCAUUCGUCGCGUCGAGCGACUUCAUAGCGCCAGUCACGUCUUCUCUCUAGCAUUGACAACAUGGAAUGGAUUAUUGAACAAACAGCAAGAACCCAAUUUUGCGCCUCAGCGUCUCAUCCUGCAGCUUGUCGGUAGCAGACAAGCUUGUGAGCGAUUCUGCGAUUGUCUCAAGAAGGGCCUGCGCGAAGGCAUGAAGGAGGUCGACAAUCUGCGAUCUGUUGUUUCGGAUUGCUAUUCGGAGUAUUUGCUCUCGGGUGCGAAGGGGAAGACACAAGAAGAGCAGGGAGAGAACUUUCGUCCGCCCCCAGAUGCGGGACUGGGCAUGCUCUUCCGCUACCCCGGUGAUGCGCGCAAGCUUCGAGACCGGAGUAAGAUGAGACUUUGGGGCGAGUAUUUCCGAGAAAACGGUCGCAAUGCAACGCUUGUCCGUCAGCCCACGUUUCACAAGCUGAUCAGAGUCGGGUUGCCGAAUAGAUUGCGUGGAGAGAUAUGGGAACUUUCAUCUGGCUCUUUUUUCCUCCGUCUUCGUUCGCCUAAAUUAUAUAAGGAGACGUUAGCUAAGUUCGAUGGCCAGGAGUCUCUCGCCAUCGAUGAGAUCGAAAAGGACCUGAACCGCAGUCUACCAGAAUAUCCCGGCUUCCAGAGUGAAGAGGGCAUUGGUCGCUUGCGUCGCGUUCUUACAGCAUACAGCUGGACCAAUGCCGAAAUUGGAUAUUGUCAAGCUAUGAACAUUGUCACUGCGGCCUUGCUAAUAUAUACGUCCGAAUCUCAGGCAUUUUUCCUCCUUUCCAUGCUGUGUGAUCGUCUCCUUCCCGGAUACUAUUCUACCACCAUGUAUGGCACUCUGCUUGAUCAAAAGGUCUUUGAAUCUCUUGUGGAAAAGACUAUGCCAGUUCUCUGGGAGCAUCUCGUGAAAUCGGAUGUGCAACUCUCCGUCGUCUCUCUUCCGUGGUUCCUUUCACUUUACAUCAACUCUAUGCCUCUUGUCUUUGCAUUUCGUGUUUUGGACGUUUUCUUCUUGGAAGGCCCCAAGGUGCUGUUCCAGGUGGGUCUGGCGAUCCUUCGUGUGAACGGCGAGGAGCUUUUGGACAUCCAGGAUGAUGGCUCUUUCAUCUCUGUGCUGAAAUCUUACUUCUCUCGCUUGGAUGAAUCUGCCCAUCCCAAGUCCGAAAACCCGAAGCUGCGGGCGAUCACCCGAUUCCAGGAAUUGAUGGUGGUGGCUUUCAAGGAGUUCUCGGGCAUCACCCACAGCACCAUUGUCGAGCAGCGCGAGAAGCACAAGGAUUCUGUUUUGGAGAGUAUUGAAAAUUUCGCCAAACGUACUUCCAUCCGCAAUCUUGGUCCUGAGAGCAAGCGUCUCAGUGUCGAUGAUCUUGGUACCAUAUAUGAUCGCUUCUACGAGAUUUUGUACCAAUGGGAGCAGCACCAGAGACUCAUUGAGGAUGAAAGGAAGCGACAGGAAAAGAAAAAGUCUGAGCGUCUCUCUAUUCUUGGACCUCCUGCAGAUGCAGAGGUGGGCCGUGUUGGUCUUGGGCCCAGUCCCACUCACAUGGACUACGAUGCUUUCAGAGAAUUCUUAGCUGCUACCUCAAAAUGGGCUGUCUCGGAUACGCCUGCUGGCUCCCGGAAAGAUUCCCAGGGCUACAGCAGUCUCCGGGGAACCAACAGGUCACUGCUCUGGGCCAAUCGCCGGCAACCGGCAGACCACGAGUUCAUGCAACGGCUUUAUCGAAAGUGGGCCGAUGACCCCGAGGAAGGCUUGAAUUUACAGAAUGUUGUGAAUGGACUGGCUCGCCUCAAGGGAUCGCCGGAUAUCAUGAACAACAUCAACUACUUCUUCGACCUAUACGAUGACAGUGGCAAUGGCCAAGUCGACCGGGAGGGGAUCCUUAAAAUCUCCGAGGCGCUUCUCUUCCUGUCCCGUCGUGGAUUCGAGGGCACCAUCACUGCUACUCAGUCUCAGGAAGAUCUGGACGGCGCUCGCGAUGAGCAAAGCAGACUUACCACCGACGAGAGAUUCCUAGGUAGCGUCAGUGCCUUCAUUCGUCGCUGCUUCGAAUACGCCGACCCCAGCCACCCCGAGAACCAGAAGGCCACCAAGCAGGAUGAUGCCGAAGAGGUCGCAGAAAAGCUUGACUCCUUUGCCAUUGGCGAUGACGAAGAGGAUUUGAUCGAGAUCGACGACAAGGAGGAGGAGUCGCCUUCCCCGGAAGCCUCUCAACCAGCCAAACCCAAUGAGAGCGAGCAGAAUCGGCCAACAUCCGAGUCAGCAAACCCGGCCCUCGACCCCAACAACCCUCUUCACAUUACCCUCCCAACCUUCCGAAUGGUCAUCCUAGCCGACGAGCUCCUCGAACAGUUCUUCGAAUCCUACUUCCCACAAUCCUUCCACCUCUCCGACCACCCUCACCCAGCCUCCCUCGCCGCAUCCUCGUCCCUUUCCUCAAACCUCACGACCUUCUCCAACAUCGGCAGCACCAAGGCCACCAACGUAUCCGCAGCCGGAGUCGUCACUGUCGCCGGCGCCUCCGGCGGCAUCGUCCCGCCCGGCAAAGGCCUCCGUGGCGUCCUCGACAAUAUCGUCACAGACGGCAUCCGCAUGGCCGCCGAAGUCAAGAAACGCAUGGACGAAGCCCAGCGUGACCUCGAGCGCAACGCCCUCGGCAGACCUGAAGAGGAAGACGAAGAGGACGAUGAAGAUGACUUCCGCCGAGGCUCAACUGCCGCCAUGGCAGGCGGUAUCUCUAGCUGGGGCGCAGGCGCAUACGGCGCGGAUCCACGCGGUAGCGUCCGUGAUGCCGAUCGUGAUCUCCUCGAAGGCGCAGAAGUCCUCAGUGUCCGCGGUAAAGAUGAAGCGUCUUCUCUUCUCGAUGGCAAGGAGGGAGCUGACAAAUCCCAUGUCGGAAACAAUGGCUCACCUUCCCAUGACGCCGAUGUUGUUAGCAAGGUCGUUGAGUUUGAAUCAUGA
This is a messenger RNA of Penicillium atrosanguineum, 3366 nucleotides long. RefSeq names its product GTPase-activating protein. The transcript is spliced from 3 exons. Lineage: Eukaryota; Fungi; Ascomycota; Eurotiomycetes; Eurotiales; Aspergillaceae. Bases 1 to 3366 code for a protein of 1121 amino acids. The record is from RefSeq and is a predicted model, not a curated record.